AUGUCGAACGGGUAUAUCAACCAACAACAUUUCAGGCCAUCUUCGGGCCUUCAGCCUGCAAUCCCUUUUGAACGGCCUAACCCGGGCUCCGCAACAUCCCAUCGCUCGCGCGUCGAGACGCCUAUCCAGCCUCCCCAGAUUCCAUCGCACAUCCCCCCCUCGCAGACAGCCGCGACACGUCCGCUAUACCGGGUAAACCAGUCCUCGCAGCAGCCCCCCAACUCUCAGCAAAACGAACAGUCUCAGCAGGAUCAGGAUCUGCAGAAUGCCGAGGCGGCGUAUAUCGCGACGUACAGGCAGCCCCAAACGCCGCAUGUGCAGCCUAUCUACCAUACCGCUGGCGAGGGCCGCCCACCAAGCCCGCCUUCCCAGCUCUCAUACCACUUCCAGCAGCUUGCCCGAGCCAUCGACGAUGACCGUGUUGGGCCUGAGGGGAUUCCUCCGCCACGACUCCACACGCCAGGGCAGGCAUUGCCUUCCCAGGCGCAUGCUCCGCAGCAGCAACAUUCCGGACAGCAGGGUCAUGGCAUGCAAUCAGACAGACUGCAAGAAGAGUUUCAGGAAGACGCCGAUUCUGAGGAUGAAUCAGGGGAUGAGAACCGGGACGGAACAGACGGCACGCCGUCCAGGCCCAUUGCACCUCUUGCCCAGCCGGUGACUCCUCUCCAACUUCCUGCUGUUCGGCCGACCCUCAUGCUUGGACCCUACAACUCGAAGCAGGAAGCCAUGAAUGCAGCCAUAGAGUAUGCCAUUGCCCAGGGCUACAUGCUUGUGCAGUCCGGCUGCGCCAAGCUAAAACGAGCGGGAGGCGGCUACGAUAAGGAGGCGCCCGUUGUGCGCGUCGACCUGAUGUGCGACCGAGGCGGCACCUGCAAGAACGCUGGUACGGGCAAGCGCAAGCGACCAACACACAGGAUUGGCUGUCCCACGCGCAUGAAGGUGGUAUGUCGGAAGCGGGAUGCAAACAUGUGGUUCAUCGAGCCGCGCUGCGAACAGCACAACCACGACCUCAACCCCAAUAAUAUGGAGUCGAUCGCAGCGUAUCGCCGCUGGCGCCGUGUUCAAGCCGGUGGCAGUUCUGUCGAGCAGUACAGAGAGCGCGCUGAGCGCGUCAAGAAAAUGAAAGGGCCCAAGGUACCGCCGCCCGUACCACCGCCCAAGUUCCACAAUGCCGGCCCGCAACCUCCUCCGCCGCCGGCAACCCCGGUUCAUAUGGCUGCUCUCAAGGGGCAGGCUAAAAUUCUGGAGAUACUUCUCAACAAGGGUGCCGACAUCAAUGGACUCGACUCGACCGGCCGCACCCCGCUGCACUGCGCCGUCGAGGGUUCGCGAAUGGAUACCGUCAAACUGCUCGUCGACCGCGGAGCUGACGUGUCACGACUUGACGCCAAGGGUACCAGUCCGCUCCAGAUGGCUGUCGAGAAGGGCAUGGAAGACGCUGUUGUGCUGUUUAUCGAGAAAGGCGCGGAUCCGAAUAGGUAA
Molecule: messenger RNA, 1482 nt
Organism: Canariomyces notabilis
Lineage: Eukaryota; Fungi; Ascomycota; Sordariomycetes; Sordariales; Chaetomiaceae
Exons: 2
Coding region: 1-1482 (493 amino acids)
Molecular function (GO): protein binding
Source: RefSeq, a predicted model, not a curated record